Molecule: messenger RNA, 3026 nt
Organism: Canis lupus familiaris (dog)
Lineage: Eukaryota; Metazoa; Chordata; Mammalia; Carnivora; Canidae
Product: 5-hydroxytryptamine receptor 7
Exons: 3
Coding region: 16-1323 (435 amino acids)
Biological process (GO): G protein-coupled receptor signaling pathway, coupled to cyclic nucleotide second messenger; smooth muscle contraction; circadian rhythm
Cellular component (GO): dendrite; plasma membrane
Molecular function (GO): neurotransmitter receptor activity; G protein-coupled serotonin receptor activity
Source: RefSeq, a predicted model, not a curated record
GCGCACGGCGGCACGAUGAUGGACGUUAACAGCAGCGGCCGCCCGGACCUCUACGGGCACCUCCGCUCUCUGCUCCUGCCGGAGGUGGGGCGCGGGCUGCCGGACCUGGGCCCCGACGGCGCCGGCCCGGGCUCGGGCUCCUGGGCGCCGCCCCUGCUGCGCGGGGCCGCAGAGGUGACGGCCAGCCCCGUGCCCACCUGGGACGCGCCGCCCGACAACGCCUCCGGCUGCGGGGAGCAGAUCAACUACGGCAGGGCCGAGAAAGUUGUGAUCGGCUCUGUCCUGACGCUCAUCACGCUGCUGACGAUCGCCGGCAACUGUCUGGUGGUGAUCUCGGUGUGCUUCGUCAAGAAGCUCCGCCAGCCCUCCAACUACCUGAUCGUAUCCCUGGCGCUGGCCGACCUCUCGGUGGCCGUGGCGGUCAUGCCCUUCGUCAGCGUCACCGACCUCAUCGGGGGCAAGUGGAUCUUUGGCCACUUCUUCUGCAACGUCUUCAUCGCCAUGGACGUUAUGUGCUGCACGGCCUCGAUCAUGACCCUGUGCGUGAUCAGCAUCGACAGGUACCUUGGGAUCACGAGGCCACUCACGUAUCCCGUGAGGCAGAACGGGAAGUGCAUGGCCAAGAUGAUUCUCUCCGUCUGGCUUCUUUCGGCCUCCAUCACAUUACCACCGCUCUUCGGAUGGGCUCAGAACGUAAACGAUGACAAGGUGUGCUUGAUCAGCCAGGACUUUGGCUACACGAUCUACUCCACGGCGGUGGCAUUCUAUAUCCCCAUGUCUGUCAUGCUGUUCAUGUACUACCAGAUUUACAAGGCCGCCAGGAAGAGCGCUGCCAAGCACAAGUUCCCCGGCUUCCCUCGGCCCGAGGAGCCAGACAGCAUCAUCUCCCUGAAUGGCAUGGUGAAGCUCCAGAAGGAGGUGGAGGAGUGUGCCAACCUUUCAAGACUCCUCAAGCACGAAAGGAAAAACAUCUCCAUCUUUAAGAGGGAGCAGAAAGCAGCCACCACCUUGGGCAUCAUUGUUGGGGCCUUCACGGUGUGCUGGCUGCCGUUCUUCCUCCUCUCCACAGCCAGGCCCUUCAUCUGCGGCACUGCCUGCAGCUGCAUCCCACUCUGGGUAGAGAGGACAUUUCUGUGGCUGGGCUAUGCAAACUCUCUCAUUAACCCUUUUAUAUAUGCCUUCUUCAACCGGGACCUGAGGACCACCUACCGCAGCCUGCUUCAGUGCCAGUACCGGAAUAUCAACCGCAAGCUGUCGGCGGCAGGCAUGCACGAGGCCCUGAAGCUCGCCGAGAGGCCCGAGAGACCCGAGUUUGUGCUGUAAGACAAAACUCUGACUACUGUAGGAAAAAAAGUCAUGAUUCAUGAUCAAAAGUGGAAUAAUGGAGACGAAAUGAACAAGGCAAGACAGAGAUGGAAACAUAACCAUUUGCUGAGCCCACAGAAUGGAGCGUGGCUUGUCCUUUCCUGGGGUAGCUGAAACGUAACAACCAGGGUGAUCUGUUGUACAAAGCAUAUGAUGAGGGAGAUGGUAACCUCUUGUCCUUCUCUGUGGAUCAGUGCUGUGGUGUGCCAAGGAAAACAGUUCUCAGUUUAAGACAGCCAGAUCAGCUCAUCAGUAAGCACACAGACAGAGCUGAGUCCCAGAAAGGAAAUGGUUUCUGGUGCUUUGUGUACAUCCAAGCCCCUACAAAUUGAAGAAGGUUCCAAUGCAAACUUCCCAUGCUUCCAAGUCUAGGCAUUGUGGUGAAUAUUCAGGAAUCAUUCAUGAGACAGAAUGUAUUUUGUGGUAGGACAGAAGGGUGUUUUUCCAAGCAAACUGUGAUAAGCCUAGUGUUGAAUAUGUUGCAUGUCCGUGUUAGAAAACAGAAUCCCAUCAUCAGCUAAUACAAAUGAUGUCCCAGAGCAGUGUCUGGUUAAAGCUUCUGUCAACUAGUUUUGCUUUUUUGCAGGGUCCCUAUGACUUCCACACCAAUGUACUUUUCUUUGUUUAACUCAUUUAUUGUUAUGGUAUAACUCAGGAACAGAUCUCAGGAUGGAGAGAAUCAGAAAACCUGAAUAAAGCUUUUCCUCACACUUCUUCUGAAGGGUCCUGAGGGAUGAAGGGGAUGCCUUCCAUGAGGCUUUGUGCCUGAAUAAAGAAGGAGUGCUACCUAACUGCACUGUCUACCAGCAUGGUUGUUGGCAUACAACUUUUGGCUGUUAUGUCCACACAAAUGCAGUGGGCUCAUGGGCUAGUUGAUAACUGUGUGUCUUUGGGGGAGGAAGUGUGGGAAUAAUGGGGUUUCCCUGGAAGGUUGUGAUGCUUUUGGGGACAGAGCAUCAAUGUGUUAAUUCUUGGGCAGUGUUGUAUUAGAGUGAAUUGUGUAAAUUGGAGGUAGCCUGGGCUGCUACUGGGAAACACUCAGAACACUAUUCUCUCCCUACAGGAGAAUUUGUUUUUUGUGUUCUCUGUAACCUAAAUCAGAUGUGUGCCUGGCCCAUUCUGUUCUUCUUCCUCCUCCCCCCCAUCCCCAAAGCGAGAGACAUUAGGGCAGGUAAGGACACAGAAGAGGCCCCUUUGUGGAUAGUAUGUUUUUAAAAAUUACACUAUGUAAUACAUAAUGAGACAGGAAGUUGGUGGAUCAGAUGAGUACCUCCAAGGGGAGAAAGCAAACGCAAACCUUCGUUAGAUAAAAGAGAACUGACAGAGAAAAUUAUUUUUCUACAAGGAAUGUAGCUGUUCUCUCACAGGAUAAUGUGGAAUUCCAAUGUGGAUUAUGGAUUUCUUCCUCUUUCACUGACAUUGCAUCUCACCAGACACAAGGAAGGGUCUGGAAGGGGAGGUGGGCACGGUCUUUUCAGAUAAAGCGUGUACAAAUUCCUGAACCAUGAAUUUGCAAAAGUGACUGUAUAUACUUAUAUUCAUAAUUUAAAUGAUUAAUUCUGGUCAGAUAAAUGUUGUUAAAUUUGAAAAUGUUUUAUUACAUUACAUCAAAUAAAGUUUAUUUGUAGCUGUAAUAAAGCAACCUAAGUAAUGAUUUUUAA